GGACACAACAGAAAAAGGCAAGAUGAUUAACUUCAUACUUAUCAUAUUCUUGAUGAUGAAAUCAAGUUUUGUCAUGCCAUCGGAUAUUGCAAAUGAAGAUCAGCGGUCCUCACUUAUCAUCACAAGCGAUGACCACAAGCUUGUUGGCCAAACCAUCCACAAAAGGAAAGCUACUGAUAUCUUUGAUUGUGCUCUCUGCCUGAUUGGUGACCAGUCAUUUAACUUCAAUGAAGCAACUGGAGACUGUUAUUUGAACGGAAGAAGGGCAAAAGAUAAGGAACUUGUGAAAGAGUAUGGUUACAUCUAUGGAGAGAAGAAUCCCUGCGAGACAAAACCGUGUCAAAAUGGCGGCGAGUGCAGCAUUCGAGACGACAGAGAAGGCUAUCAAUGCAAGUGUAGGACCGGAUUCAUAGGAAAGAAUUGUGGUGCCAAGAAGUGCGAUGGCCUCAUACCAGUUGGAAUGGAGAGCGGAAAGAUUCCCGACUCAAGCAUGACAGCCUCUUCAUUUUCCGAUAGUAUCUGUGAAGAAACUAAAUGCUAUCCAUAUAAAGGAAGAAUCAACAGUGACGCUGCCUGGGCUCCAUACGAUUAUAACGUCGGUGAAUAUCUGCAGGUCGACCUUGGUAAUACUACCACGAUGACUGGCAUUGCCACCCAAGGUUWUAUGSUUGGGCMAUKGCAAGUAUAUGUCACAAGCUAUAAAGUACAAUAUGACACCAAAGUUAUUACCCCAGCAUCUCCCUUUGCUGAAGCAGGCAAGAAGUUUACGGGCAACAGUGAUAAUAACAGUAUUGUGAAGCACACUUUCAAUCCAUCUUUUGUUGCCAGAUUUGUCAGGGUUCUCCCGCAAACAUGGAAUGGUAAGAUGGCACUCAGAAUAGAACUGUACGCCGGCUGCUAAGUAAACCGUUGUUCAAUGGUCAGUUCCUGUUUCAAACUGGUCGAUGUCUUGCAUUUGUUUUUUGUUUUUUUUCCGCACAAUAAUAAGUUAUUGUCUGUACUUUUCGUUAGGUUUUUGUUGCUUUUUUAAUAUUUUAUAGUUGUUUUUAACUUUCAUCUUACCUAAAAAUUACUAAUUAUUUGCUUUUAAUAUUAAUAAUGACCACAUUCAGUAGAUUAUAUGAACGAUUGCACAAUUUCAAACAAUAAAAUGAU
This is a messenger RNA of Exaiptasia diaphana, 1155 nucleotides long. Its product is annotated as lactadherin. The transcript is spliced from 5 exons. The coding region runs from base 23 to 901 and encodes 292 amino acids. The record is from RefSeq and is a predicted model, not a curated record. NCBI's taxonomy places the organism in Eukaryota, Metazoa, Cnidaria, Anthozoa, Actiniaria, Aiptasiidae. Gene Ontology annotation, molecular function: calcium ion binding.